CCAGGGUGUUUUUCAGCUCGAUACCGAUUUCCUCGGACCUUAUUUCAGCCCGGACUGUUCCCUCUAAUGACGGUGCUGCAGGUAACCUUUGCCGUAAUUGGCUGGACGGCCGACUCCUGACCAAUCAUGGUUAGGCUGCCGUAACACUCAUCCCGCCUUAUGGCUACUCUCGUACGGCCUCUUCUAAAUCUGGUUAGGUUUCUAGCCAUCUAAGAGCCUCACCUUGUUUUUUGACAUUUCUGAUACUCAAUAUAUAAUGCCUACGAAGACCAUGGACAACUUUCCAUCGGAGGCCUCUGGAUAUGAACGCCUUCGAUUCAGGAUUUGCGUAUCCCAACCAGUCACGAUGAAAGAUGACUGCGCCAGCGAAACGAUAUGCUACCUCGCAAGAUUGGGCAAGAUUACAAGAUGUCAUCAUGCGCUUGUACCUCGACGAAGACAAGACUCUCGAGGAAGUGAAAUUGUUUAUGGAGGAACAUCAUGAAUUCUUUGCUACUGUUUCUAUGUAUAAGAAGAAAUUCACAGCAUGGGGUGCCUUCAAAAACCUCCGUUUGGAUGAGGUUCUUCGGAUCCUGCACUUGAAGAAGCUUCGCGAUGCAGACCAGAAACAAUCCCUGUUCUUUAUCAGGAAUAGGCCUGUCGAUCAUUGCAGUCUUCAGGUUUAUCUAUCACGAAAUCCUACCGUCUUCGCAAAACUUGAAGCUGGUGCGGAACCUAGCGUAGAAGCGAUUCGAGAUGUCAGCUGUCGAACUCCUCCUCCACCCGUGUCUCCGUCGUUAUCUUCAAAACGACUUUCACCAUCACCAUCGCCAUCACCAUCGCCAUCGCCGUCGCCGUCGCUGUCACCAUCACUAAGAACUCCAUCACUUAGAACUCCGUCGCCUAGGUCUUCGCCGUCUAGGUCCCCAUCGCCGGUGGUACAAUGUAAUAGGCUCUCGCCUGUCCCUGAGGACAUGCUUCGAUCGCUCCACACUUAUUUAGAUCAGUCUUUUGCAUCAGACCUUUGGUCUUGGUCGGACAGCCGCUGCUGGAAUACCCGCGGAAGAAAUGGGCCCGCAGGGCUUUUAAGUGCAGUUCUUGAUAGAUGCAUAACAGCAGGUUUAUCGAUGACCCGUCAGGUUGAACCAGCUGCCAUUCGCCAUGCUCUUGACGUUCCCUUCGCUAUGUUAAUCAGAGUUUUCAGAAACCCCCCGCCCAUAAUGAUUCCCAAAUUGGUUUCAGCAACUGCCCAUCUAAAUCGAAUUGGACGCGGAGAAAUUGGAUGUUUGCUGUUACAAUUUACUCGAGAUCUCACGGUAACACUGUUUAGUGAAGAUCAUCCUCUCGCGAAAUUCUGGACUAGCCUCAUAUCAAUCCCUCAACUCGAGCAACAGGAUGCCAUGGGUCGCAUAUUAUCUUUAUGUGUAUCUGAAUACAGCACGCGAUUAGGAGAGGCUCACCCAUUGACCGUUGAAGCAUAUCUUAAAUAUUUCGACACGGUAGAACGGGAAAAAGACCCCCGAGUACAGAUACAGAGCCUUGGGCAUCAAUUAUCAAAGAUUGGCAGGAAUUUUGCCGACGGGUCUUUACUGGGCUUACUUAAACUGGAGCAUGCGUUGGCGACUUGCAAAUUAAAUUUGGAACAGCAGCGUUUGGAUAAGGCGGAAGAGGCUCUAAUUCGCUUGAACUCUAGUUUUCUUGUGGCCAGAGACGAAUCUUUUCGUUGCAUUUGGCUUGGAUAUAUUCAAUGUCUGAAAGGGAAUUUUCAAGCAGCUGAAAGUUACUACAAGAAUUCAGUGUUAGCGGCGAAGAGAACUGGGUCUCGGGAUUGUGUGCUCGAAGCACUCUUUCAACUCGAGAGAUUCUUCUUACAUUCCAAAAAACCGUUAGAAGCAGAGAGCAUUCGCGCCGAGAGAUUUCGUAUACUUCGCAGAGAUUCUCUCAUCUGGACGGAUCAAGAGGGUUCGCCACAUUCUCGAGGCUCCACGCCUGGCCCUUCGGUUAUGAUAUUACAUAUCGGUUCUGAUGACUCUAGUGCUAGAUGGCGUCCUUCUGCAUUUGCUGAGAUAACUGAGUAUGUUAACGCAUCACGCUUCAUACCGUGACAUGCACAUGGGUUCCAAAGCAUUCUUCAGCGUCCAAGAUAUUAUAAAUCAAAUGCUGCCUUAAUACUAGUUUACCCCUAUUACUCCAAACCCCACCUUUUGAGUUGAUGUGAUGUUUUUCAUUUAACAAGUCUAAUAGGUGUCUGUUAAUUUCUCCAGUUGAUAGGUUACGGAGCGCCGUGGAGCACCGCCGUGGAGUUCCGUGGAGUU
Molecule: messenger RNA, 2294 nt
Organism: Annulohypoxylon maeteangense
Lineage: Eukaryota; Fungi; Ascomycota; Sordariomycetes; Xylariales; Hypoxylaceae
Exons: 3
Coding region: 354-2084 (576 amino acids)
Source: RefSeq, a predicted model, not a curated record